AGAAAUAACAGUUUUAAAAUUGAGCUCUAAACUAGAAAGAAACUCCAUUUUGUUAUACAAGUUACUCAAUGGAAAACUUACUAUUUUGGUUCAACCUUUGAUUGAAAAUUAAACGGCAGAUUUUUUUUAACAUGGAGUAGGUGCCUAGGAGAACUUAUUUCCAAGAUUUCAAGGUUCUAGUCCAUAGGCAUCAGCCGCCAUGUUGAAAAGGGAGAUGAAAAUCGUUUUUUUAUGUUUUUAAAAUACAUCACAUCAAACAUUGGGAAUUUAAGAUUUAAGAACAUCGUAUCUAGAAAUCAUGUCUCAAGAAUCCGACUGUAUCAGCACAUUUUUCGACUCCGAAAGUAUCAUCUCAAUGAGUCCAAGCAGAUUUUCAUUGUCACCGCCAAGAACAUUUGAAAGCUCCCAGGAUAUGAGUCAAGUUCAAGUGGGAUCCGAAGACCUAAGCUUUUCAAAACUAACAAUUGAAGAACCGGAACCUAUACACGUCUCACCAUUUUACAACAUAACUCCACGAGCGAUGCCUCAAUCGCCACAUUAUGUGAUUGAAGAAGAAUUCUCAUCUAAUCCAUGGGCGAUGUUAGUUGCAACGAUUUUCCUGAACAAAACUUCGGGCAAAAAAGCAAGGCCGUAUAUGAAAUCUUUCUUCGUCGAAUAUCCAACACCGUACCACGUAUUGGAGGAAACACCCAAUGCUUUAGAACGGUUCUUCGACAAUCUAGGCUUGAGGAAGCGAGGCCAAAUGAUUUGGAAGCUGAGCUAUCAGUUUGUCUCCGCUAAAUGGCGGCGGGCUAGCGAUCUUUGCGGCAUCGGAAAAUACGGUGAAGAUGCAUAUAGGAUUUUCUGUUUAGGACACACGGAUGUAGACCCUGAGGACAGGUACUUAAAGUUGUAUUUGGACUGGUUGAUGGGACAUACCGACUUCAUGAAAGACAAUGGCGUGACGGAUAGCGAAUGCAUAAUCGAAGAUCCGGUUCUUGAGUAUUAUAGAAUUACUUUGCGAAAUAAUGUUUAGGUUCUACAAAACUUACAAUUUGGUGCAGACUACAGACUUUUUUUUUUAAUACGUGGGUUUGUUUGUAGUGGUUGAGUUUGGCUGAACAAGCUCUACAAAUUUGGUAAUGAACAUUUUUUCGGUAUACAUAUAACACGAAAAAAUAGCAAACUAAAAAAUUACUCAAUAUCUCAAGAACGAUGUAAGAUGGAAAAAUGUUUAAUUAUAUAAUUAUAAAGCGUUCAAAGAGCAACAAAAAAGUAUAUUGAAACAAAAUUUUCAUAUUUCAACGUAGAAACGAUAUAUUGUACAAAAACUGAAUCCCUUUUUUCAAAAUGGCUGAAAAUGCACAUAGGAAAUCUUUUUCUAGACAUUGAAGAGAAGCUUUACUGGGCUACUCCCGCGUCAUAUCCAAAAUUCAGCUUUCUUGGCUCGUGUUUUUAGCAAAUUUUAAUUCACAAUCACACAAACGCGUUUAUGGUACAAAACUAAACCGACUUCUGUAAAUAAAUAUAACUAUCGGUUAUUUAAAUCUUAUUUUGUUGUGUUUAUCAAUUAUGUAAAAUAAUAUAAUAUUGUGUAUUGUUAAAAAAAUCAUUAAUUAUUCGUUUUUGCAUGUUUAACAAAUCUUUAUUACUUCAUUAAAAUUAUUUUACGACAUAA
This is a messenger RNA of Bicyclus anynana (squinting bush brown), 1657 nucleotides long. Its product is annotated as methyl-CpG-binding domain protein 4. Gene Ontology annotation, cellular component: nucleus. Bases 299 to 1015 code for a protein of 238 amino acids. Gene Ontology annotation, molecular function: DNA binding; catalytic activity. The transcript is spliced from 2 exons. The record is from RefSeq and is a predicted model, not a curated record. NCBI's taxonomy places the organism in Eukaryota, Metazoa, Arthropoda, Insecta, Lepidoptera, Nymphalidae. Gene Ontology annotation, biological process: DNA repair.